AGCUUUGGCCCCCUUGCACCUAUGCACCGGUCGCGCAGCAGGCGCUGGCAAGGCCGGGCUCGAGCGAAGUUGAGGAGGCGCUCCAGGUCCCCACGGAGGUCCCCACGACGGCGACGCCAGGACUUUGACAGCCGCUCAAGGUCCCCUCGCACGGGCGUCAAUGCCAUUCCGAUAGGCUGCCCCGAGUCUGAGGAAGAGACCGAGGCAAGAGUGUGGAUUCUCCACAGUGAUGCGGCCAAAGUUAUCGGGAGGAAUGGCAGAGCCUUGCGGGAGAUUGAACACAGGACUCACACCCGGAUCAGGGUGUCCAAAGAAGAAGACAUGCUCCCGACAAAGGAGCGGUCUGUAGACAUCUUUGGAAGCCGAGCGGAUCAAGAUGCAGCCGUGGAUCUGAUUCUAGAUGUGGUGCUCUACUGUCGUGAGGAUGGCGGACAGGUCAUCAAGGACGUCAGGAAUAAUCCCUCCCCUGGCCGCGAGGAGCCUCGGGGGGACGCGCAACGUGUCAUCACCGUGCUGCCCGCGGAAGUUGGCAAAGUACUGGGCAGGAAGGGGGAGACGGUUAGACUCAUCGAGAGGGACUCAGGAGCCAAAGUGGAGCUCGACAAGGCCCAGGGAAAGGUGGAGAUCUUUGGGAAGAAGGACGAGCAGGACAGAGCUGUCGAGCUGCUCCUAGCAGAGGUGCACUUUGCCAAGGACGCAGACGGAACUGUGCUGAAAGAUGAGCCCAGGCCAAAGCAGCGUGCUGAAACUGAGUCAGAACUUCCAUCUCCUGCCAAGAUUUGGGUCAGGGAUCGCGAAGCAGGGCGGGUCAUUGGUCGAGGAGGUGAAACCGUUCGCGAGGUGAUGGAAAAGUCGGGUGCAGACAUCAAGGUGCAGAAAGCUGAGGAGAUGGCUCCUGGCAGCAAAAACCGGGAAAUCAAGCUGAUCGGUAGCAAGGAGCAGCAGGACGAGGCGAUUAAGUUGAUCCUGAACGAGGUGUCUUGGGCCAAAGGGCCUGACGGCGUUCUAAAAGGCGAAGCUUCCCAGGACGAAGAGAAGGUUCAGGAGGAGGAUGUUAAAGAGAAAGAGAAGGAGGAGCAGGAGAAGGAGUUUGAGAAGAAGGAGAAGGCCAAGCCGCGGAGAUUCCGAGAGACUGCGCGGGAGCUAAACAGGCCUAAGAGUGGCCCUGCGCGCUGGGUUUGCGCGACCUGUGGCGGUGACCAUCGCACAAAGGAGUGCCCGCAUGCCACCGGCAUCCUAGGGGUUGGCGUCCAGCUGGGCAUGCAGAUGGGACUGCAGGCGAUGGGCUUGCCGACGCCGCCCAUCAUGCCCUUCCCCGGGCACGUGCCAAUGGGUCAUAGCAUGCCGCUGCCAGGCAUGUCGAUGGGCUUGCCGGGCAUGGUCCCAGGCAUGAAGCCGAUGGGCGUGUUAAGCCAAAGCUCGUCCAGCUCCUCGAGUCCAGAACACGGCGAAAGUCCUGCUGGAACCCCUGAGAGCCCUGAGAGCCCUAGGGGCCUUGGCCUUGCCCCAAAGCGGAGGAGGAGAGUCAAAAAGCAUCGCGAGGGCACCCAAGGCGUGCUUCGUCGGCGCCGGCGUGAAGAACGCGAUUUACCAGGUGAACUGCCCACAGAUCGCCGGCGAGGAAUUGGGCGAGACGCCUUGCCCGAGGCGAAGCGUCCGUGACCAAGAAGAAGAUCGUCAUGUCGGACUUGUGAGUCUUACACAUGAGAUUUCAGUUUCACGCCAAGAAAGCGCAGACCCCGGCCUUCUCAACAAGAGGCAUUCAGCCAAAUGGUAUGAGAAUGAGCCGCUGACACUGAGCUCCGCUUCAAGAGUGUGUGUGCCGGUGAAAACGCUCUCAAGACGGUUGCGCCCAGGCUUUAAUGCUGCAUCUGUAAGAGAUCAUUGAGCAUGCAACUUCCGCCACGCCGUC
Effrenium voratum is the source of this 1912-nucleotide messenger RNA. Lineage: Eukaryota; Dinophyceae; Suessiales; Symbiodiniaceae. The record is from the annotation of a GenBank genome assembly.